Molecule: messenger RNA, 846 nt
Organism: Letharia lupina
Lineage: Eukaryota; Fungi; Ascomycota; Lecanoromycetes; Lecanorales; Parmeliaceae
Exons: 2
Coding region: 1-846 (281 amino acids)
Source: RefSeq, a predicted model, not a curated record
AUGUUUCCUCGGAUCGAGCUACCCAGGGACCGAGUCUCCAAAAAGCCCUCACCAUACCCGACCCUCGCAUUCCACCUCCUACGACUGGGCCAGUUGCUCUCCUCCAUCAUCGUCUCCAGCGUUCUGCUCUUCUUCAUCCAUCAUCUCCACAAGGAAGAAUACUACAUUCCCUGGACCUUCAUCCUCCUUCUUACUGUCUCCCUCUUGACUAUAAUCGCCCUCAUGGCAACUACCAUCUUACAUUUCACCCUCACCCUAAAUCCGAAAUACAACCUCCUCUCCAAUCUCUCUCUUCUCAUCCUCUGGGUCCUCGGGCUCUCCCUCCUCUCCUGGAACCUUGGCUGGACCCUCGGCCACCGCUGCACCUCAGUCACCUGGCACAACGACUCCGGCAUCAUGGUCUGCCGUCUCUACAAAGCCCUCACCGCCUUCACCGUUACGGGCCUUGUGUCCACGCUUUUGGCAUUGGCGCUCGAUCUCCGUGUUCAGAAAAAGUCAACGCAGUUGGGAAGUUACAAUCAGAUGCUUGACAUCAAGGGGCCGACGGAUCUGAGGUCGAGUAGUCCGUUUCACGGAGGCGCGGAGGGAUUUGAGCCGGCGCAUAGGAGGGAGAGCAGUCCUUAUCACACCGGUGCUUUGGAGGCGACUUAUGAUGAUCAGAGAAGGCACCCGAGUCCGUGCGAGUCAGAGGGGAUUGAGACGGCGUACUCACAUCGGAGGGACCCGAGUCAUGACGCGGCUCGGCCGUACAAGGUACAGAAGCCUAUCGAGGCCGAGCAAUUUGGGUAUAGUGCUCCAAGUGAGCAGACAAGCUAUGGGGGAGGGGGAGGGACGGGGUGGUUGUAG